Messenger RNA from Gongylonema pulchrum, 477 nucleotides. NCBI's taxonomy places the organism in Eukaryota, Metazoa, Nematoda, Chromadorea, Rhabditida, Gongylonematidae. The record is from the annotation of a GenBank genome assembly.
AUGAACUUCCAGGCAACACCAAAAGAGAAAGGCUCGAUGGAGGGAUUUGGAAGCAGCGAGUGCACUCUAAUCUGGCAACGUCCUCGCGCGCUCCACAGCUGGAACGAAGUACCAAUGCUUAAACUGAUGAUUUCUGUCAAAUUAAUUGCUGCAGAAACAGGGAACGUUGUCGGCGAAGCGGACACCAAAUUUAAGGCCAUAGUAGAUCCGGAUGCAAUAUGUACAGCGGAGGAGCCGCCUCAUUUCAGGGUUAUUUUUAACUCGGAAAAAGCUCUUUUGGAUCGGAAACACAAAAAUCGAUCCAACUUACAGACCGCCAAGUCAAAAACCGAAUCAAAACGUUUCACAGCAGCACCAUCGGCACCUCCACAGGCGGCACAUUCAAGAGCUGUUGAGAACACAUCAAAAUUCUUGCUUUUUGGAUUUUUAUGUUGCCUGCUCGCUGUUGUUAUUUCUAGGUUACUGGCCGGAGAAUAA